Messenger RNA from Topomyia yanbarensis, 720 nucleotides. RefSeq lists its product as uncharacterized. Lineage: Eukaryota; Metazoa; Arthropoda; Insecta; Diptera; Culicidae. The annotation marks the transcript as partial. The record is from RefSeq and is a predicted model, not a curated record. The transcript has 3 exons.
AGUAGGAUAUUGGCCGUUUCAAAAGAAUCUGCUAUCUAUAAGCAUAUUAAUGGCAGGUUUCUAAACGACCCUAUACACUAUCCAAAUCGGGCUCAACAGGCAUCAGGGUACCCUGAUAACGGCUAUUGCACUUCAAAAGAAUUGGAAGCAUGCCUAAUGCGAAAAAUGAACGACAUUGCCAUUAAACCAGCGUCGAUUUGCUCGGACAAUGAAAAAGCGUAUUUUGAAAAAUACAUCAAAGUCGACAUUAAAAAGUCCAUAAUGAUUGCCAUUGAAACUGAAGACCAGAAUACAAUUGCCUGGAAGAUUCAUCGAGCAUCUAGAAUUACAGCCAGCUCAUGCUAUUCGCUCUUCACAUAUAUUAAAAAUAAGUCCCCUAAUUGGGAUAAAAAAAUUGAGUCAUACUGGAGCAUCCGCAAUCUGAAUUUAAAGUCUACUAAAUAUGGGAAGGAAACCGAAUCCGCAGCAUUUGACUGCUAUCGGAGAAACCGUAAUCCUCUAAUAAAGCGAUGCGGCCUGGUAAUUCAUCCCACAGAAAGCUGGAUUGGAGGAUCUCUAGAUGGACUAGAUCCAGAAUCUGGCCUAUUACUGGAAAUCAAAUGUCCUGGUACAGCUGAAAUGGUAUUGCAUGAUAUCCUCAAUUCGGCAAACGUGACUACAUAUGCCAAGCAUGAGGAAAGCGGCGAGAUCAUACUGGAUUCUAAAUUGUUCUACGUGUGA